Messenger RNA from Colletotrichum spaethianum, 1569 nucleotides. RefSeq names its product sugar transporter STL1. Lineage: Eukaryota; Fungi; Ascomycota; Sordariomycetes; Glomerellales; Glomerellaceae. The transcript is spliced from 2 exons. The record is from RefSeq and is a predicted model, not a curated record. Gene Ontology annotation, molecular function: carbohydrate:proton symporter activity. Gene Ontology annotation, cellular component: membrane. Bases 1 to 1569 code for a protein of 522 amino acids. Gene Ontology annotation, biological process: carbohydrate transport; transmembrane transport.
AUGGGCUCGAAACUCUACUUUGGCCUUACGGGCAAUGCCCUGAGCAUUCUUCAGAUCGCCCUCGUGGUUUGCCCAGCCUUCAUCCUCUUCGGAUACAACCAGGCCGGCCUCGGUGGUCUGCUCACCUCGGAGGAUUGGGUCAAGACUUUCCCAGAGAUCGACACGGUCAACACCACUGGCGCCACUAAGAACGCCAACUCGACGCUGCAGGGCUUCGUUGUCGCCACCUUCACCAUUGGUGCUCUUUUCGGUUCCCUUUUCUGCUCCUGGGCCGGCAACGCUUUUGGUCGUCGUAAUGUUAUCUUCUUCGCCGGUGUCUGCACCCUCAUUGGCGAGGUCCUCGAGUGUGCUUCCUUCCAGCUGGCACAGCUCAUUGUUGGUCGUGUUAUCGUCGGUUUUGGUAUUGGACAACUCAGCUCCAUUGUGCCCGUCUGGCAGAGUGAGACAUCCGGAGCUAGCAACCGUGGUCGCCAGGUCGUCCUCACUGGUCUCUUCACCUGUGUUGGUUACGUCUUGGAGAGCUGGAUUAACUUGGGCUUCUGGGAGUUCAAGACUGGUCCUGUCACAUGGCGCCCUCCCAUCGCCAUUGCCAUCGCUUUCUCUCUCAUCAUGAUGGGCAGCAUCUACUUGCUCCCCGAGUCGCCUCGCUGGCUCGUCAUGAAGGGUCGUACGGACCAGGCUCGCAGCAUCAUUUCCGCAUUCAGAGGCCUGCCUGAGGAUUCCAUGGAGGUCAUGGCCGAAGUUGCUGGCAUUGAGCAUUCACUCGAGGAGACCACCCAGAACGCUGCCAAGCUCACCGACAUGCUCAAGAUGGGCGAUGACAAGCUGGCCUACCGCUUUGGACUCUGCAUCCUGCUCCAGUUCUACCAGCAGAUGUCUGGAAGCAACCUUGUUUCCGUCUACGCACCCAUCUUGUUCCAGCAGAACCUUGGCAUGGAGCCUGAGGCGUCCAAGGCCCUGGCGGGUGGCGCCCUGACCUGGAAGUUCCUCUCGUCCUUCUUGGCCUUCUUCGCCAUUGACCGAUUCGGCCGCCGCGCCGUCUUUAUCUUCAGUGGCUUCGGCAUGUGUGCUUGCAUGACCUGCCUGGCCAUCACAACGUCUUUCCCCAAGGAUAACCAGGCGGCUCAGAUCGCGGCCGGCUGCUUCAUCUACCUGUUCAACACCUUUGUCCCCAUUGGUUUCUUGGGCGCCAACUUUUUGUACUGCACUGAGAUCGCACCCAUUCGCCUCCGCAUGGCCAUGUCUUCCAUCUCUACCGCCAACCACUGGCUCUGGAACUUCAUUGUUGUCAUGGUUACCCCUGUUGCCCUUAACACCAUUGGCUGGCAAUACUACAUCGUCUACGCCGUCAUCUCGGCUUGCAUUCCCGUCAGCGUCUACUUCCUCUUCCCUGAGACCAUGGGUCGCAACUUGGAGGAAAUCGAGCUGCUUUUCAAGGAGUCCCCUUCCGUGUUCGCGACGGUCAAGUUCGCAAAGAACCGACCCAUCGCUAUGCCCCAGGAGUUCGAGAGCGACAAGCCAAGCCAGAAGGCCGACUACGUUGAGAAGGCCACUGACGACUCUGCCUAA